GGCUGUAAUUUAUCUUCAUGGUGGUGCCUUUAUCAUCGGAAGUUGCAAGAAUUCGGCUUAUGACUUGCUGAACAGAGAGACGGCAAACAAACUUGAUGCUGUUGUUGUGGGAGUGGACUUUAGACUAUCUCCUCAAUAUUAUUUCCCUGCUGCCAUUGAAGACAUUCUUUCUGUGGUCAAGUUCUUUCUACAGGACAAAAUUAUUGAACGAUAUAGAGUGGAUCCCAUGCGAAUCUGUAUUGCAGGUGAUAGCAGCGGGGGUGCAUUGACAGCAACAGUGACUCAGCUGCUAAAGAAUGACCCAGGAUUCAAAAAUAAAAUUAAGGCUCAAGCUUUAAUUUACCCUGGUUUACAAGUACUUGAUUCCUUAGUGCCAUCUCAACAAGAAAAUGAACAUGGCCCGUUGCUAACAAGAGAUAUGGCAAUUAAAAUGGCAUGCUUAUAUUUGACCAGAGAUGAAGCACUUCCUCAGGCAAUGAGAAAAAACCAACAUAUGCCUCAAGAAUCAAGACAUCUGUUAAAGUUUGUCAACUGGAGUAACUUUCUUCCUGAUAAAUAUAAAAAGAACUAUAUUUAUAUGGAACCACUUCUUGGAAGACUUAAUUUAUCAUAUCCAGCACUUUUGGAUAGUAGGUUAUCACCCUUGUUAGUGAAUGAUUCCCAGUUACAAAAGUGUCCAUUAACUUAUAUCCUCACCUGUCAAUAUGAUAUUCUAAGAGAUGAUGGACUUAUGUAUGUCACACGACUUCAAAAUGUUGGAGUUAAUGUUGUUCAUGAUCAUUUAGAGGAUGGAUUUCAUGGAUCUCUAUCAUUCAUGUCAUCACCAUUUUAUUUACAAUUAGGCAUUAGAAUAAAAGAUAAGUAUAUUAGUUGGUUAGAAGAAAAUCUAUAA
Messenger RNA from Rhinopithecus roxellana (golden snub-nosed monkey), 892 nucleotides. Its product is annotated as arylacetamide deacetylase-like 2. Gene Ontology annotation, biological process: triglyceride catabolic process. Gene Ontology annotation, cellular component: cytosol. Gene Ontology annotation, molecular function: sterol ester esterase activity; triacylglycerol lipase activity. The record is from RefSeq and is a predicted model, not a curated record. Lineage: Eukaryota; Metazoa; Chordata; Mammalia; Primates; Cercopithecidae. The transcript has 4 exons. The coding region runs from base 227 to 892 and encodes 221 amino acids.